GUUCAUCAAAGCAUUGCGCAACCAUUAAAACCUGCUACGAGCCUGCCAUACAUCGGUUGUUUUCUGGAAUCAUAACCCACUGUUGACAACCAAAAUAUUUUCAAAAUGGCCUCGGAGGCGGUCUCUCCCCAGCGGGAGCCGACUCCAUCCUCCUUGCACUCUACACUUCCCCAGAAACGCUCUCUCGAGGAUGACCACAGUCCCGCGGUAUCAUCGCCAUUAAACCCCGAAUCCAAACCCCAGAAAGUACAGGUGCAAAUCGAAGAGAACCAGGUAACGGGCCGGGAGAAAAGGGCCAAGAAGGAUUCACUCAAGAAGCGAGAGUCCAAGGGCACCUCCGACAGCGCGAGAGCAACGCCAGAUCCAAGGCAGCAAGAGCCACCGGAGGAGCUGGGUCCUGUUCGCUACAAGCUCGCCCAUCCAAAGCCGACCGAUUUCGAGCUAUCCAGAGGACCCGUCUUCACGAGCCAUCACGAAGUGCAGGAUCCAGAGGGCAGGACGAUCGAGUUCUUCGAGACGUCAGAUCACGUCUACAACAAGAAGAGCUUUCACUACACGCACUGCAUAGCCGACCCGGCUUUUCCGUCCAUGUUCUACUACCGCAACACCGAGCCGCCGCCCUUCGGUGCCCACAUGUCGUUCGAAGAUGCCGCGUCACACAUGUUCUUCGACCGAAAUGGGAUGCACGUCACGUCAGACAAGGGGUUUCGCAUGUCACGCGCCAACAUUGCCGUCCGCGAGGGACGGUGGUACUGGGAGUGCAAGAUCACGCGGGGCAUACUGAAGGAGCGAAAGGAAGGGGAGCCCGACUCGCACGGUCAUGUCCGGGUGGGGUUCGCCCGGCGGGAAGCAUCGCUAGACGCGCCAGUUGGGUUUGACGCCUACAGCUACGGCAUCCGGGACGUGUCGGGGCAGAAGGUGCACAUGUCGCGGCCCAAAGAUUUCUUUCCGCCUGGGGAAGAGGUCAAGGAAGGUGACGUUAUCGGACUGGAGAUACAGCUGCCGUCAGAGCGCCUGCAUCGAAAGAUUGUGCAAGGGCAGUACAACCCGGUUGUCGACCUUGCGGAUGAUGAAGAACCGGACCAGGCUGAAGCGCCAAACAUCAUCCGCGAUCGCAUCCCGAUCCGGUUCAAAGCGCACAUCUACUUUGAGAAGAUUGACUAUCAUCCAACCAAGGAGCUGGAGGAACUGAUGAACCCGUCGCCAGUGGGACCGGGACGCAACCUGGAGGCCCCGAAUCCGAACCAUCCGGUCCCCGCGUUGCGCACGCUGCCGAAUUCGUACAUCAAGAUCUACAAAAACGGAGUCCUCAUGGGAACGCCGUGGACGGACCUACUGGCGUUUCUCCCGCCGGCAUCCAAGCAAGCGCAGCAGACGGGUGGCCGGGACGCGCUCGACGACGGGUCGUUGGGGUAUUACCCGGCUGUGAGCGUCUUCCGGGGAGGCGCGGUGGAGGUCAACUUUGGGCCCAAUUUCUGGUAUCCGCCUCCGGCGGAGGAUGCAGAAAUGGGCGGCGUUGACGGGUCUUCGGGUAAGGGACUAAACAAGCUGCGGGCGAUGUACGAGCGCUACGACGAACAGAUUGUGGAGGACAUUGUCUACGACAUUGUGGACGAGGUUGGCUUCUGGAUGCAGGAUGGCCAGAAGAUCAUUGAUCGGUCAGCUCGUGAUGAGAAAGCCGAGACGGUCGCGCCUGGCAGGGAGGAGAUCAAGGAACUGGUCCAGGACGAUUGA
Molecule: messenger RNA, 1734 nt
Organism: Thermothelomyces thermophilus ATCC 42464
Lineage: Eukaryota; Fungi; Ascomycota; Sordariomycetes; Sordariales; Chaetomiaceae
Exons: 2
Coding region: 106-1734 (542 amino acids)
Cellular component (GO): Set1C/COMPASS complex
Molecular function (GO): transcription cis-regulatory region binding; protein binding
Source: RefSeq, a predicted model, not a curated record